This is a messenger RNA of Cannabis sativa, 2332 nucleotides long. RefSeq lists its product as uncharacterized. The coding region runs from base 850 to 2118 and encodes 422 amino acids. The record is from RefSeq and is a predicted model, not a curated record. The transcript has a single exon. Lineage: Eukaryota; Viridiplantae; Streptophyta; Magnoliopsida; Rosales; Cannabaceae.
UACAUUGAUGGGGUUUAAACCAGUUGAUUUAAUGACUGUUUCUGAUCAAGUGGGACUUUGUUUUGUAAGGAGCUGUAUUUUUUUCAAGUGGGUGGGGUGGGGACUAUCUUUUACUUCUUUAUUUUAUUUAUUUUAACUUUAUUAUUAUUAUUAGUAGUAGUAGUAUCAUUAGUAGUAGCAUUGAUGGGAUUUAAAAUGAACAGAUACAGUUUUAAUGGGGGAUUUUAUAUUUUUAUGGGAUGGAUUUUGUACACUGAUUUACUCAAAACCUUUCCUGUAAAAUUCACUUCCUCUCCAAACACAUACAAUAAUAAUGCCUGCAGCAACUGGUGCUUUCUAACAUCACUCUUUUUUUUAUAUAUAUAUAUUAAUAUUAUUUUUUUACAUAAAACUAUUUGCCAGAAAAGCAAACGUAAAGGUAACGCUUCUGAAUCUAUCAAUUUCAAUCACUCUUAAUCUUAGAGUACUUUUCUUCUUCUUCCUCCUCAAUUCCAACAACAAAAUCUCUUUUUACUUGUCUUAAUGAUCUUAAUUUACUUCACUUAACUUAACUUCACUCACUCAUUCAUUUAUUAAUUUCAUUUCCUCAAAAUCAAACUCAUUUUACAGUUUUAGUGUGUGUAUAUAUUAAAAUUUUUCAUUUUCCUCCUUUUUUUAUUUUUUUUAAUUAUUAUUUAUUUUCAGCUUUCCCUAAAUCUCUAUUCUUUUUCUUUUUCACUACCAAAGAAAAUAAAUAAAUAAAUAAAAUAAAAUAAAAAAGAACGAGGUAGAGAGAGAGAGAGAGAGAAAGAAGAAAAACCCCUUGUUUCUCACAAAAUUCAAAGAUUGUAUUAGAAGCAAAAAAAAAAAAUGAAAGAGAGAGGCAAAGCUUUGGAAGCUUACAACAGAAACGACAUGGAAUAUUACUCAACGACAUCGGAUAUGCCAUGCAAGAAGCAUCCUUCUUCUUCUUCUGUUGGGAUCUGCGCUUACUGUCUAAAAGAUCGCCUCGUGAAGUUGGUUUGCUCCGACUGCGGUGAACAGAGACUCUCUUCUUGCUCUUGUUCCGAGAUCUCCUCCAACAGAAACUCCUGCACCGUCGAGGUUGGGAGCGUUGGCCGAGUGUCGUUUCUGAUCGAGAAUGAACGAAGCGACGUGUCGUUUCCAAGUAAUCCCGUCAAGAACGACAACAGAAAGACCCAGGUGGGAAAAACAGAGGAGGGUCUGGUGCUGAGGAGGAGCAGCAGUAGCUGCGUUGAGAUCAAGCGAAGUGGGUUUUGGAGAUUUGGCAAGUUUUUCAACAAAAAGAGAAAGGAAAAAGAUUGUGGGAACAAAAGUGUUGGUGGGUUCGAUGACAAAAGUGAUUUAUGGCUUGUUGAUCAUCAUCAUCAUGGUGUUUCAAGAUCGAGAUCUUUGUGUAGUUUCAGGGGUGGAGGUGGUGGUGGUAAUGGGUGGUUCGGAUCAGAGGACGGUGGAGAUUUGAUGGUUUCCGGCGCCCGUAGCUCGAUUUCGGGUGCCCGGAGUUCGAGCGUUACAGCUUGUAUGGUUUUGGACUCGGGAAGACGAAGUGGGUUUAGUGAGGCAGAGCCGAGAAAGAGUGGUUUCGAUAGUGAAAAUUUGGUCUCUGAGUUCGGUAUGAGAAGAAUAGGCCUUGUGGAGGUUGAUAAUACUACUACUACUAAUAAUAAUAAUAGCUAUAACAAUGGUGGUUUUAAUGGUGGAGGGAUCAACAGACGUGUGUUCUCGCUUAAGGAGAGUGAUUUUAGUGGAAUGGAUGAUUCUGGUUUCAUUGAUUUGAAACUUGAUUAUUCUGCUGAGUCAAAUUCAAAGACUGAUCAUCAGUUUUCUUCUUCCUCGAUGAAAAUGGGUGUUAACAACGUAUCAGAUUCUGAUUCUGCUUUUGGGAGCAUGAGAAGGGGUAGUGAGUAUGGAAUCAAUGAAUAUGGAGACCCUUUUGGGAGUAGUGCCGCCAUGGGAGAUGGGAUUUUCAAUAGAGGAGGUUCUUGUAGGAUCACCGUUAAUGACACAGGAUUGAAGAAAGGGAGGAAGAGCUUGAAGGGUUGGCGAUGGAUUUUCAGGCAUCAACCUAGCUGGGGAAAUUCACGGAAGAAAGAUGAAGAUCUUAUGUUCAAAUCUUGAUAAAUUCCAAAAACAAAAACAACAACAAAAAUUGUAGUAGAAAUAAACAUGAGAAAGAGAAUAAGUUAAAUUUGUUUUAUUCAUAUUACAACAACAAUAUAAUUAUCUGUGUUCUUAUUCAUCUUCUACUUCUUGUUUUUUUUCCCACUUGUAACAAAACUACACACUCACUUUUUUUUCCUUUGAAGAAAUUCACUUCUCUAUUUAGUUUUUC